Molecule: messenger RNA, 5267 nt
Organism: Impatiens glandulifera
Lineage: Eukaryota; Viridiplantae; Streptophyta; Magnoliopsida; Ericales; Balsaminaceae
Product: protein ESSENTIAL FOR POTEXVIRUS ACCUMULATION 1-like
Exons: 10
Coding region: 122-4969 (1615 amino acids)
Molecular function (GO): protein binding
Source: RefSeq, a predicted model, not a curated record
CUCCUUUUAAGUAGUCAGUCGGAACACCAGUUGAGGUUUUCUUUGGCGUUUCUCUCUCUCUUUCUCUCUGCUCAACUUCCCUUUUCAUCCUUUUCUGAAACUCUAACUCUCUCAAUCAUCCAUGGCUGGAAAGAUCGAUUUUUCGUCUCUGAACUCUCCGAUCUCCAAAGAUGUGCUUGGUGUUGACAAUAAGAUGCCACUUUCACCACAGUGGCUUCUUCCUAAGCCAGGGGAGAACAAGGCUGCAAAUGCUACUGCGGAGAAUCAUGCAGACCAGUUUCAAGAUCAUGUAGAUGUCAAAACGUCAUCUCAGAAUGGUGAAGAAGGGCUUGAAACUCUCAAGAAAAAGAAUGUUUUCAGGCCAACUGUGUUUGAGUCGGGAUCUGGCAAUCGUGACCGCUGGCGUGAUGAGGAAAGAGACACCCGUAAGGUGGAUCGUUGGGUGGAUAAUCCUUCUCUAAAACACUUUGGGGAAGCACGCCGUAACCCUUCAGACCGAUGGGUUGAUCACUCAAGUAACAAAGAAACUAACUAUGACCAUCGCCGGGACAGCAAAUGGAACUCACGCUGGGGGCCUGGUGAUAAGGAAACAGACAAUUCAACUGAAAAGUGGUCAGACGCUGGCAAAGAGACUGACAAAGGAUUUUCUCAUAUCACUCCUCGUAUAGAUGAUGAGAAGGAUGGGAACCAUUAUCGUCCAUGGAGAUCUAGCAUUCACAAUCAAGGGAAAAUGGAGCAUCCUCCCCAGAACUUAACGCCAAACAAACAAGGAACUACUUAUAAUCGGGCACGUGGUGAUAAUGCAAUUUCAACCUUUUCUCAUGGAAGAGGAAGGGUUGGGUCUGGUGGAAGUACUAUGAACAUGAACAGUAGUACUUUGUAUCCUCAUGGAACGAUGUUGGGAAAGGCUGAACUUGGUGAAGAAGACCCUUCAAUGGUUCGAUAUAGCCGAACCAAAUUGCUUGAUGUGUAUCGGAUAACUGACAUGAAGUAUUGGAAUAAUCAGUUAGAGGGUGUUGUUUCAGUUCCUUCUCUUUUUCAGGAAGAUCCUUUAGGACCCCUUGCCUUUUGUACACCUACAUCUGACGAAUUGGAUAUUCUGAAGGGGAUUGACAAUGGUGAUAUAUUAAGUAGUGGUGCACCACAAAUAUCUAAAGAUGGGUCCAUCGGGAGAAACUCUAAUGAUUCUGUGCAAGCAAGACAAGUGAAAUUUGGUAGCAGAGAAGAUUUGUCCCUUCCUAGCGAUGAUAACAAGGGUGACAUUGUUGAUUCUACCAAUGCGUUUCGAGAUGAUGAUGCUCGUUAUAAAACUAAUGAAGUGGUGUUCAAUGGGGGUUCCUUUGGACGGGGAGUUUCUGUUCGCCCUAGCACUAUGUGGCGAUCACCAUCAAUCGGGGAACAUUCUAAUUCAAUUUCAAAUGACAGGGCGGAGAAUCCAACUGAUAUUAGGUCUAGAACGUCUGAUAUUGGUUGGUCACAGCCACAGAAAGACCUAAGCAAUGAGUGGACAACCAGUAUUGGAAGGCAGACAUCUUCUAUAUUGGAUAGGGAGCAGGAAUCUCGUAGAAUUCCACAGACUUCUCCAGAUGACCUUAUACUCUAUUACAAAGAUCCUCGAGGUGAAAUUCAAGGCCCAUUUACUGGAGGUGACAUAAUUGGCUGGUUUGAGCUUGGAUAUUUUGGUGUUGAUUUGCUAGUUCGACUUGCAAGUGCACCACCUGACUCACCAUUUUUAUUGCUUGGGGAUGUUAUGCCACAUUUAAGAUCUAAGGCUCGACCUCCUCCUGGAUUUACUGCACCAAAACAGAAUGAGGCAAAUGAUGUACAAGGUAGGUUGAACUUGAGCAGUUUUGAGAAACUUCAGGUAAGUGCAGCUGAUAUAAUGAAGAAUGAACAAAGAUACAGGCACGGCACUGCAACAGAAGCUGAAAAUAGAUUUUUGGAGUCCCUGAUGUCUGGUAAUAUUAGUGCAUCAUCUCACGAGAAGUUUGCUUUCCCUCCUGAAGGUAUGCAGUCCUUAGGAAUGGAAGGUGGAGAUGAUCUAUAUCUCUUGGCUAAGAGAAUGAAUUUUGAACGACAAAUGCCUUUGCCUAAUUCUCACCCGUAUUGGCCUGGGAGAGAUGCAUCUUCUCUGCCCCACAAUUCUGAUCUUCAUCACAUGAAUCCACAUCCGAUUUCUCAGAACUUGCAAGGCUUGGGAGAUAGGGCUGCCUCUAGUAUCAAUAAUGGAGUCAAUGGGUGGUCAACUCUCCCUGUUCAGACUGGGUUGGAUCCUAUUCAAAAUACCCUGGAUUUGCAUCACAAUCAAAAUUUUGCAUCCCAGACUGCAUUUGGUAUCCAGCAACAAAGGUUGCAGCUUCAGAACCAGCCACCUUUAACAAGCUUACUAGCUCCUAAUAUUGAUAAUCCUUCUUCCCUAGUGAAUGCUGAAAAUUUAUUGUCUUCUGGUAUAACACAAGAUCCGCAAAUGCUGAAUCUAUUGCUGCAGUUACAUUCUCAGCAACCCCUUGCUUCUCCGCAGAUAUCACUGUUGGAUAAGCUCCUGCUUCUUAAGCAGCAGCAGAAGCAGGAGGAGCAACAACAACUCUUAAGACAACAACAACAGCUGCUUUCUCAGAUAUUAGCAGAUCGUGUUAACCAACAUUAUACUGAGCAACAACAACCUUAUGGACAAUUGCAAGUUUCUGCUCCAUCUGAUGGGAAUGCUCCUCUAGAUCAUCUUAGGUUUCAGAAUCUUCAAUUUGGUUCACAGAUUCCAGUUGCAAACUCAGAAGUACAACCUCCUAACUUUGGAAGUGGUGUUGGCUACAAUGUUUCCCAGCAAAUCAACCAUAGUGUUUCCUCUGACUCUUCGAUAAAUUUGCCUCAUCAAUUGUUUGAGAACACUGUAACAGAGAAAAACUGGGAUUCUGCCGCACCUAAUGAUAUUCCACUAAAGGAGUCGUAUGAGCUUCCACCACAAAUCUCAUCCAGUAUUGGAGAACCUGUCAUCACUGCAACCUCUGAGGUUAGACCAACUGAUAUCGUGCCUGUAGAAAAUUUUGAAAAUUCAGUUGGUGGACUGGAUUACAUGGAUGAUAAUGAUGAAGCUUUAAUUUCUGAUAGAGUAAUUGAGUUGGUUAUUCCUCCAAUUGACGCUUCUGAGGAAACCCAGUUCACGAAAGAACAGCUAUAUGACCUGGGCUCCUCUGUUAAUGAACUGAAAAUUUCUGAAGCAAGUGAUGCUAAAAAAGCUUCUGAGAAAAAGUCCAGAAAACAGAAGUCUUCCAAGGCACAAACCUCUAGUAACCAGACUAAAGGAAUUUCAAAAGCAACUGUGCAGCUAUCAAAGUCAUUGGACAGUGAUGCUGUUUCCAGUGUUGCUGUAGAAAAUAAUUCUCAAGGUACUCCAGGAGAAAAUUUGGAGGCCAAGGGUGAUCAGGAACUGCUUCAAUCUGAUGUACAGACUGAUGUUCAAUCAGUAAUCAAGGCUUGGAAACCUGCUCCAGGUUUCAGACCUAAAUCUUUAUUAGAAAUUCAAGAAGAAGAAGAGCAAUGGAAGGCACAAAUGUCUAUUGCUACUAUGGAUGCUUCUGCACCUGCCACCUCUCUUGCUUUUUCUACUCCUUGGGCUGGGAUACUUGCAAAUGCAGAUAUCAAAACUGAUGGGGUUAGUACAGACAUUCAUUUGGAUAAAGGAAUUUCUGAGAAUCAAAAAGGCCGGAAGAGCCAACUGCAUGAUCUUUUGUUGGGAGUAGGAGAUAAGGAAGCUCCACGCAACACUUCCCUACCAGCAAUGGUUAUCCAGUCUGAUAUUGUUAAUGAUGGUGACUUUAUUGAGGCUAAGGAUACUAAAAAGAACAGAAAGAAAUCUACAAAAGCAAAGACUGGAACUAAAGGUUUUGUGUCUACUGCAUCUGCAGAUGUUUCUAUUGGUUCGAGUCCAAGUGAUAGAACAAAGACCACUCGUCAAACAGAGCUAGAGAAGGAAGUGUUACCCGCAGUUCCUUCUGGACAUUCUUUUGGAGACUUUGUUCUUUGGAAAGGGGAUUCUGCAACAAACACAAACACAACCCCAGCUCCUGCUUGGUCGACUGAUGGUGGAAAACUUGCUAAGCCCACUUCUUUAAGGGAUAUCCUAAGGGAACAAGAGAAAAAAGGAUCUUCUUCUGCUCAACACCAGAUGCCAAUUCUGACUCCACAGAAAUCAUUACCAGCUCAGGUCAAUCGAGGAAGUGGCUCUUCAUGGUCUGUAUCUGCAACUUCUCCAGCUAAAGCUGCAUCUCCUAUCCAAAUUAUUUCCCGUUCAUCUGCUAUAACAAAGCAUAAAGGAGAUGAUGAUUUAUUCUGGGGUCCUGUAGAUCAAGCCAAGCAAGAAUCAAAGCAUGUGGAUUUCCCUCAGCUUGCAAAUCAAGAUAGUUUUGGAGCCAAAAAUGUUCCUGGAAAAGGUGCAUCAUUGAGCAGACAGAAAAGUGGCAGCAACCGACCCUCUGAUAGUCGUCUCUCAUCGUCACCUUCUUUUGCUCCAUCACUGAAAGGGAAAACAGACACCGCAAGUAAAUAUUCAGAAGCCAUGGACUUCAGGGAUUGGUGCGAGAAGGAAUCUAUCAGGCUGCUUGGCUCAAAAGAUACAAGUUUUCUGGAAUUCUGCUUAAAGCAGUCGAGAUCAGAGGCUAAGAUGUUCCUGGUAGAAAAUCUUGGCUCGUUCGACAGAGACCAUAAGUUCAUCGACAGGUUUCUCGAUUACAUGGAGCUUCUCCCAGCGGAUGUCCUUGAAAUUGCCUUCCAAAGUCAGAAUAAUAAUCGCAAGGCAGUGAGUUCUGGCAAUGGAGAUUUUGAUUCGAUUGGGGGGAUUGAUGGGUCGAAUAAAGGAGGUGGAGGGAAGAAGAAAGGAGGGAAGAAGGGAAAGAAGGUGAACCUGUCGUCCUUGGGAUUCAACGUGGUUAGCAAUCGGAUUAUGAUGGGAGAGAUUCAGAAUGUCGAGGAUUGAUUAGGGUUUAAUUUAAAUUAUUAUGCAUUUUGUUGUAAAUACAAUUGUCUUAAAAUGCUCUUUUUUUGUUGUAAAUGGUGGGUAUGAUUUAAAGUAUCACCUCUUUUUAGGGUUUCUUUUUGGAGGUUGAAUCUAUCAGUGUCCUAUAGAGGAGGAUAGGCAGUUGGCAGCAGCACUGUUUUGAAUUUGCUUAGGCAAUUUUGUGUUGUUGAUACUUUUGUUUUAAGGUUAUUUUGUUGUUUUUUUGGUUCAUCAAAUGACAGUUUUCAAGUUAAGAAUGAUUUUGAUAUUGUCAGAA